This is a messenger RNA of Linum tenue, 1737 nucleotides long. The record is from the annotation of a GenBank genome assembly. NCBI's taxonomy places the organism in Eukaryota, Viridiplantae, Streptophyta, Magnoliopsida, Malpighiales, Linaceae.
AUGGAUCCUCCCCAGAAAACGGAAGACGAUCUCUUCCACCACCACCACCACCACCACCACGAUCUGGGCCCACCUCCGGCACCGGUCAUCAUCCCCAAUCAUUAUCAAUCUCAGCCGUCCAUUCAAGAAGACCUCUACUUCCGCUCCUCUUCCCCCGACUCACCCAGUCAAUCCUCCGACAACGACGAUUCCUCCCUCCUGCUCCUCCACCGUCACAAUGAACCGAAGCCGCGGCCAAAGCCUCUGUUCAUCAGCCCAGAGUCGCACAUCUCCUCCCAAUUCUACACUUUCAACGCGGACUCCCACUCGCUCAUGAUCCGCUGCAUCCUGGAGCACCGCCUUGCUACCCCUGACGAGAUCCGCGCCGCCACUCACCGCUCCGUCCUCAAGUCCUGGCGCGCCGUCUGGAAGGAUCGCAACGAGGACACCGCUUACGUCACCGGCUGGAAGCGGAUCCAGGAGAAGCUCGCCGCCCACGUCGACCCCACCUCCGGUAACGAAUUCCUCUGCUUCAAGAAUAACACCCAGCAGUUUGUUUCCCACAUUAAUCAAUGGCAGGACAUUGUUAUGAGCUUCCAUGGGGAUGCGGAUUUGAAACAUUUAGGCCUUCGAGAGACGAUUGAGCGGAUUAAGCAGAUUUGGACUGUAGGGGCCAAAUUUUAUGGAAUCCCUGAGAGUUACAUUAGGGUUUGUGUCGCUGCCUGCCCUGUUUGCUCCGCCUCCGAGGGCUCUGCCUCCAGAAACAAACGUCGUCGUUUCGAGUACACCGAGUCAUUUGAUUUGCCUGCCAAGGAUGUACCUGAUAAGCUGCAGCAGUUGGCUGCCAAACACAAGGUUGUGCUCUGCAUUAGGCAGAAGUACAUUAGGUAUAAGCCUUUUAUGGCCGAGGUUAAGGAUUAUGCUUGUCACAGGGCUGGGGAACCUGCAGCAAAGAAGUCUAGAAUGCUUAAGAGGGAGCCGUAUGCUUCCAAGAGGUGUGGCUGUGGUUUUAGGAUUAGGGCAAUUGUGCCAAUUGCAAAUUAUAACGACAAGGAUAAGACAUUUGUGUAUCAAGAAGAAGGGGUGGCCGUGUUUAAGCUCUAUGCUGUGCAUUCAGGGCACGAGCCGGGACCUUUGGAUGGGAAUGCUAGAAUUAUGCACAGAGUUGUUGGGCAUAAAGGUGGUUUUAUGACGGACCAAGAAAUGGACUAUGGCGAUGAAGGGCAGUUUCAGCUGUCCGUCAUGCAGCAAGUGCAGGAGUUAAAAGCUGAGAUUAGUCUUUUAGAAGGGAGAUUGAGGAAAGUUCCGAGUGAAUAUUUGGGUUCGGUAUCUCAAGAACUGUUUGAUGUUGUUAAUAAAGUUAGGAGUAUUGGGGAUGAGAGCUCAAAGACUAUUAGUUUGCUUCCUGGCAAGCCUAAUUCUGACGAUGCCUUGGUGGGAGAGGAUGAAUUGGCUCAUUGGAGCGAUCAUCACGACGACAAUGACAGUUUCGGAAGGACACUUGGGGAUGUAGUAGUCCCUUGGGACCAGAAAUGGUUGAAAUGCAGUGAUUUUGACGAGAAGAGCAUUCUUGAAUGUGAAGAUAGUAAGCUAACAAAGCCUUUGAGGCACGAUGACGAGGCUAUAGUAACAGAUGUAGGUCUGAUUCAAGUUGACAGUUUCUAUCAAGACAAUACCAAGUGGUAUGAUUCACCUUGUGGGCUGGACUCCACUGGAGAUUGCGGGGAUAGUGAAUUCAGACAUGGCGAGAUGGUUUAA